Truncatella angustata is the source of this 1832-nucleotide messenger RNA. RefSeq names its product anthranilate synthase component I. Bases 127 to 1674 code for a protein of 515 amino acids. Lineage: Eukaryota; Fungi; Ascomycota; Sordariomycetes; Amphisphaeriales; Sporocadaceae. Gene Ontology annotation, biological process: L-tryptophan biosynthetic process. The record is from RefSeq and is a predicted model, not a curated record. The transcript has 4 exons. Gene Ontology annotation, molecular function: anthranilate synthase activity.
AUAGUUGCAGACUACUCGCCAUGAACCGCCUUUCAAUCUUCUGGGUCGAGGAAGAGAGAGUUUCUGGGGCCGUCCAAGUUACAAAUAACACACAACCCGAGCUCUCUGUAACAUCCAACCGCCAAUAUGAGUCAGGCUGACGUUCUACUGCCGUCUUUGGACACGAUCCAAGACCUCCUCUCCAAACCACAGAAGGGAGCCAAGAAGGCAAACCUCGUCCCCGUCUACGGUCAAAUCUCAGCCGACCUCAUUACCCCGUCAGCCGCGUAUCUCAAGGUUUCGACACAAUCCAAGUCCGAUUUCUCCUUCCUCUUCGAGAGCGCAGCCACAGAGCGAGUCGGCCGGUACAGCUUCGUUGCCUCCGGGCCCCGAAAGAUACUGACUACUGGAGAGGGUCAUGGCGAGUCCGUCGACCCACUACCAGGUAUCGAGAAGGAGCUGGCGCAAUACACAACGCUCGAUGUGCCUGGUCUAAACCUCCCACCUCUGACCGGCGGUGCUGUAGGGUAUGUAGGCUAUGACUGUGUGCGAUACUUUGAGCCCAAGACGGCGAGGCCUAUGAAGGAUGUCCUGAAAAUCCCAGAGUCCCUUUUCAUGUUGUUUGACACCAUUGUGGCAUUCGAUCGCUUCUUUGGGGUCAUCAAGGUUAUUACCUAUCUGCGCAUCCCCGAGAACCUGGACUCUUUACCCUCCGAGUACGAAAAGGCCACAAAUUUGAUCAAUGAUAUGAUCGAUGUGCUCAAUACGCCUGAAAUACCCAUCCCCGAACAGCAGCCAAUUAAGCUCGGCAAUGAGGCCACGUCCAACAUCGGACGGGAGGGCUACGAAAAUCACGUCACCACAUUGAAGAAGCACAUCGUCAAGGGCGAUAUCAUCCAGGCCGUCCCCUCACAAAGGUUUGCAAGACCGACGAGCCUGCACCCCUUUAACAUAUACAGACAUCUGCGGACCGUGAAUCCUUCCCCGUACUUGUUCUACAUCGACUGCAAGGACUUUCAGAUCAUUGGCGCAUCGCCUGAGCUGCUCGUCAAGGAAGAUGAAGGUCGCAUCAUUACCCACCCUAUCGCUGGCACCGUGAAGCGUGGCAAGACUCCCGAGGAGGACGAAAAACUAGCAAAUGAGUUGAGAAGCUCCCUAAAGGAUCGUGCUGAGCAUGUCAUGUUGGUGGACCUGGCUAGAAACGAUGUCAACCGCGUGUGUGACCCCUUGACCACGAGGGUAGACCGCCUCAUGGUCGUUGAGAAAUUCAGCCACGUGCAGCAUCUGGUAUCACAAGUCUCUGGUGUUCUCAGACCAGGUCAAACAAGGUUCGAUGCAUUUAGGUCCAUAUUCCCAGCCGGCACGGUCUCGGGCGCACCCAAGGUGAAGGCCAUGGAGCUUAUUGCCGAGCUGGAGAAAGAGAAGCGCGGCAUCUACGCUGGUGCCGUAGGGUACUUUGGCUAUGGUGCGGUGACUCCUGAGGGCCAAGAGAUCGAGGGCGCUAUGGAUACGUGCAUUGCGCUGAGGACAAUGCUCUACAAGGACGGUACCGCAUACCUGCAAGCUGGUGGCGGCAUUGUUUUCGACUCGGAUGAGUAUGAGGAGUGGAUGGAGACCAUUAAUAAGCUUGGCGCCAACACCACGACCCUCAAGACAGCCGAGUCCAUCUAUGCCAAGCGGGUCGGCCAAGUAUAGUGGUUGGUGAUUAAAGUGGGUUUGCCGUAUGGCCUUGAAUGAAGACAAAAUAAACAGCAUGGCGUUUUUGGCACCUGGUAUCCUUACGAGACGAGUAAAUGAUAGAUUUCUUCGCUGAAAAAAAUAAUUUGGUAUUCAUGAACGCCAUGCCCAUCUAA